Molecule: messenger RNA, 2653 nt
Organism: Gossypium raimondii (Peruvian cotton)
Lineage: Eukaryota; Viridiplantae; Streptophyta; Magnoliopsida; Malvales; Malvaceae
Product: ammonium transporter 2 member 3
Exons: 4
Coding region: 1037-2497 (486 amino acids)
Biological process (GO): ammonium transmembrane transport
Cellular component (GO): plasma membrane
Molecular function (GO): ammonium channel activity
Source: RefSeq, a predicted model, not a curated record
CAAUUCCUUCCUAUUUUCUGGACCUUCUUCAUCUAACGACCCAUUUUAAUCUUAUAAACUUUACAACAAACCAUUACUCAAUCUGAUGAUACUAUUUUUUAAGAAACCUAAUGUUCCCCUGUCCCAUGUCAGCUUCAGAGAUGGAUGGAGCUGCAUCCAUCCACCGGAAGGAUCGUUCUGUCAUCUAGGAUGGAAAUUAAGGGUUGAAAUGACCUGUGUUACCUCUCAAAUUUACUCCAGCUAAAUAUGAACAUGUGGAUAUGGAUGUAGUAUAGGUAGCGGAAGUUUUGUCCUUUAAGGUGAUCACAUGGGCGGUGGUUGAAGCAUGAAGGCAGAGGUUGAGAGAUAUAGCCCAUGCCAUGACCGUAAUACUCUGUGCAACAGCUGCCAGCAUCAUUAAUGACGGAAUCUCUAUCUGGGACGGACAGACAGCAACAUUAAUAGGCAAGGCAAGGUAACCAGACACACUCUUUUUAGAAACUGGAAACCCUUGUUUCAAUCCAGUAUGGCUGUAUUUGCUUUGCUUCUUGGAGUUGGAGUUGGAGUUGGAGUUGGAGUUGAGGGUAAUUACACUAAGUUCACGUACCAGAGAAGAGAAUUGUACAUUUUCUUUUUUCUUUUUUCUUUUUUUAAUAUUCAUUUUACUUUACAUGGCAACCAAAGCUGAAAUUCCCCUAGCUUCGAUACUGUCUGCUUGAUUUAGGUGAUAUUGCUUAUAUGUAACGUAGAAUGUGAUGUGUCCAAGGGAUCGUUGUGUUGUCCGCUGUGGCGGAUGCUUUCAUUUUGGGUGCAUAUCAAACAAUGUUUUCUUCUGGUUAUGUCAACGACCUUUCAUUACUAUCGGCGAACAUGAACGUUUUUUCACCUCUAAAUCCAAUUAAUUAUUUCUCAAAUGAAUAUUCAUAGCCAGCUAGUCAAGACAACGAAGAAUGUUAGUGUAUUCGUAUAUUUUAUAUUGAUGGGGGAUUAUUCCAAUGUUUCACGUUAAAGAAAACUCCAAAAAUGCUUGCCCUUUAUACUCAAAACACCCCCAAGUAUGUCCAAAAUUUCAAAGAAGAGAAAAUUCCCAUCUCCCUUUAUGAGCUUCGAGGGCUAUCAGUCAUGGUCUCUCCCUUCAGGUCUUGUUCCUGAUGAAGCAUCACCUGAAUGGCUUAGCAAAGGAGACAAUGCAUGGGAACUGACAGCAACGUCCUUUGUUGGCCUGCAAAGCGUUCCAGGGCUAGUGAUACUGUAUGGGAGCAUGGUGAAGAAGAAAUGGGCUGUCAACUCAGCUUUCAUGGCCCUCUACGCCUUUGCCGCUGCUCUACUUUGCUGGGUUUUAUGGGCACAUCAGAUGUCUUUCGGAUACUAUAAAAACAGCCCAUUGGUUGGAAAGCCCGUUAAUUCACUGUCCAACGUAUUUCUUCUGGGACCAACACAUGUUCAUUCUAUGCUGCCAAAUGCUGAUUAUGUAUUUUAUCAGUUCGCUUUUGCUGCCAUCACAGUGAUUUUGCUGGCUGGAUCAUUGCUUGGGAGGAUGAACUUUUACGCUUGGAUGAUAUUUGUUCCUUUGUGGUUAACCUUUUCAUAUAGCGUAGGGGCAUUCACCAUAUGGGGAUAUGGAUUUCUUCAACACAAAAUCAUUGAUUAUGCGGGUGGAUAUGUCAUUCAUCUUUCCUCUGGGGUGGCUGGUUUUACUGCUGCAUAUUGGGUGGGACCUAGACAUUCGCAUGACAGACAGCACUUUCCACCCAACAACAUAAUUCAGAUUUUAGGAGGUGCUGGAUUUCUGUGGUUGGGAUGGACUGGCUUCAAUGGAGGAUCUCCACUUUCAGCAGGGCUGGUCACAUCUUUGGCCGUAAUAAACACACAUAUCUGCACCGCCACCAGCCUCUUGGUCUGGCUUGCUUUAGACAUGGCUGUGUACAAGAAGAGCUCGGUCAUCGGUGCAGUCCAGGGGAUGAUCACGGGACUCGUUUGCAUCACUCCUGGUGCAGGGCUUGUGGAUCCAUGGGCAGCGGCCUUAAUGGGUGUGAUGUCGGGAUCAAUUCCAUGGUACACGAUGAUGAAUUUGCACAGAAAAUCAGCCUUCUUCCAAAGCGUGGACGAUACAUUAGGGGUGUUCCAUACACAUGCAGUGGCUGGUGUUUUAGGAGGCCUCCUCUCCGGUCUCUUUGCAAAACCCAAGCUUCUGAACUUGAUGUAUGGAAAUGACGUAUAUCGUCCAGGCUUACUCCACAGUAGGGGACAUAUCCACCCUGGCCUCAAACAAAUGGCUUAUCAGUUUGUAGGUGCCGUAUUCAUCGCUGCAUGGAAUGCUGUUGUUACUAGCAUCAUUUGCCUUGUUAUAAGCCGCAUUGUUAAUUUAAGAAUGGAUGAAGAGGCUCUUGAGGUAGGGGAUGAUGCGGUGCAUGGAGAGGAAGCUUAUGCACUGUGGGGAGAUGGUGAACGGAUGCCGAAACCUCGCCGUCUCCGUAUACCGCUUAUUUGCCGCCGUUUAAUGCCAACCCCUGUUUAAUAAAUUUGAGAUUAAUGCUGCAUGCAGUGCUUUUAGAUUAUUGGUGAUUUUCGCAAUAUUAUAUAUCCCAUGACCAUUGUUACAUGCUUCUACUAAUCUACUGGUAAACUCUCUGUAAUUUCAAAGCAUUUUAAAAUACCAUUAUCUGCUGCGAUA